Anopheles stephensi (Asian malaria mosquito) is the source of this 4949-nucleotide messenger RNA. RefSeq names its product tyrosine-protein kinase receptor torso (gene tor). Gene Ontology annotation, cellular component: signaling receptor complex. The transcript is spliced from 16 exons. Gene Ontology annotation, biological process: cell surface receptor protein tyrosine kinase signaling pathway; positive regulation of kinase activity; multicellular organism development. The record is from RefSeq and is a predicted model, not a curated record. The coding region runs from base 1206 to 4679 and encodes 1157 amino acids. Gene Ontology annotation, molecular function: protein binding; ATP binding; transmembrane receptor protein tyrosine kinase activity. NCBI's taxonomy places the organism in Eukaryota, Metazoa, Arthropoda, Insecta, Diptera, Culicidae.
UGUCAGUCACUAUCAGUUGAUAGUGUGCAGCCGAGAACGCAUCACGUUCCUAUAUUCACACGCGCUAGCGCCUCCUGGUUCGCUUACGACAGCUCCGUACCUGUACCCUUUUCAGUCUAGACCCGUUGGAGGUUUUCCCGGUGGUCAGUGUUAAGCAGUGUUGUACCCGCAGUACAAAAGGGCGCCGGAAACGUGGUGCCAGAACAGCUUGUGUCGUUAAAUGAGUGAGCCGUGUCUAGUCUGGUCCGGUCUGGUCUGCUGGCCACGGAACUAAAUUUUGCGUCGCGCCACUCUCUCUCUCUCUCUCUAGGGUGGGUGUCCAGUGCACGGGACACGGGUGGGUUAAUAUAAUCAAAUCGAAAUCGAAAACUCAUCGCCAGUCCAGUGCCACGCCACGGAGCCGUACCGUCGUCCCGCCACACCCCGACCCGCCAUUCCGGGGGCACAUAGAAAUCAAACGCAAAUUGAGUGUAACCUUUUCGGAAUUGGAAUACUAGAACGAACGGACGGAUGGUGUCGCAGCCGCUGUCGGGUGUUCAUGGUGCAUGAAUCUUGAUUGUUUGGAAGUUUGCGUUUUUUUGUUGUUCUCGCUAUCUCCCACUGUGUUGCACCCGGCCGUGUUCCUCCCCUUGGCCAACUGUUUCCAACCCGGCGAGAAUUCCAGCAGUACCCGUGCUAAGGUCACGCGUGUCCGGGGCUGUCAGGAGCGCACGCACGUUUGCGGAGCAGCCAGCACGAGACCAGCAGCACACCACAACACCACUAAGCGCUUCCCAGAGGCGUCAAGCAGUGCACGCACACGACAGUAAAGUACCCAAAGAGCCCAAGCAAUGUGCCAAGAUUGGUUCCGACGAAGGAUCUUGCUGCAGCGACAACAGGACGCCCAAUCGGUGACCGAUCCCGUCAGUGGGCAGGGCGACUGAGCUACGACACAGUACAGUACGGAACAGACGCGCUACCCGCUCUACCUCCAAAGAAACCGCUAAUCUGCAAGGAACGCUCGUGCCGCAUCAAAAAAAGGGGAGGAAGCGCGCUCGUGGCGGCCACCUGUUAAGCCAAGCCUUCCUACGAAUUCCACCACCCGGCGCUGUAGGCGCCGUGGUCAGCCAGACAGAUAUCAAUAUCGUUCGAGUGUUUGUGUGUGUGUGUGUGUCAUCGAUUUAAAACCCCACCGGCAACGUGCACAAUUGCAUCAUUGCAUCAAUAUGCACGUGAUCGUUUUGAAGUACGUGCAGGUUCUGUGCAUUACCAUCUUCUUCUCGAACAACAUCAACUGCGACAAGCUGCUGCUGCACAACGAGCGGGAGGACCAGGACCUGUACCGCAUCGGUGCGUGUACGGCCGCGUGCAUGGCCGGCACGGCAGUCGGUGCUGCCGGGGACCAGAACGAAACGCUCCCAUUGGACAGGGAGCAGCUCAAGACCAUCGAACUUUGCUACAAGCGGUGCUCGGAGGACACGCGACCACUGUCCGCCUGGCGACCGUUGGUCCAGCGCCAGGACCCAUCGUUACGCAUUAAUCUCAUCUGCCGCGAUAGCACCAACCUGAUCAUCGAGAUCAAACCGGAACGCAACGUCCGAAACAUCCUGGACGUUGAUGAUGAUGAUGAUGAUGAUGAGCGUAAUGAUGUUCACGACGAGGCCACAGCUACUAGGCGGAAGCUUAACCCACCCGGGGGAAAUCAGAACCAAUUAAGUGCACUUCGCGAUGUGGCAGAUGUCGAAUCCUUGGAAUCGGUGCCAUCCCGUACCAGGCGUGCUAUCGGUGCCGAUGGACCACUUCCUGCCGGACGGUCUCUGACCGAACGUCAGAAAAGUGCUUCCGUCGCAACGCGGGCAAACUUGCUGCAGGACCCGAACUCGGUUGCGGGUGAACGGUUCGCGAAAAUCGAUGGGUCCUCAAGGACCGGUACGGCUGCCGGGCACGACCUCGGCGAUGUCGCGGUCAAGGUUCAGCAGGAUCGCGCGAACUACCAGCGUGCGUUCGCACCGUCAGCGAAACGUGCUCGCCCGGUUCCCAUCUAUUUGGUGAAGGUGCAGGAGAGUGAGGAGCAACUCGGCGACCGAAUCGUCUAUAUGAGCAAUGCAUCGCUGGUAAAGAUUGAGAAUCUGGCACCGAACAAGCGGUACAACGUGACGGCCACCAUGCUAACGUCCGAGUUCGAAUAUUACUACGUCGAGAAGCACCAGUUCCGUACGCUUCCGCUCGACUACAUGCCGGGCACGAUUACGGAGAUCGUGGUGGAGCGGUUCGAGCCGAACGUGCGGGACAGCCGGUAUGUGGAUGCACUCAUCUCGUGGAAUCCAGCGAAAGAUAAAACAUGUCACUAUGAAAUCGUGUGCCACGCAAGCCAUUCGCCAGACUUCCAGCUUAAACCGAUAGAUGUCCAACAGCCUGAAGUCCUCUACAAGUACACCAUCAAAUCGUUGAAGCUUAGUGCCAACUACAUGAUUGCGGUCCGGUCCAAAAACACCCAAAAUGCGAUGAAAGAAAGCAAGCUGCAUUGGCACUCGUUCCACACGCCCAGCUGUGCCAACCUAACGAAUGGUACACAAGUGUGUGCUCCGGAACCGAUCAAGAAUGUCCGUGUGACUCAGCUACCACUGUACGGUGAUAGCUAUCAGCUCAACAUAAGCUGGGAUCGACCCGCAAUAGCACCCGAUUCGUACGUGGUAAAGGUGUUUGAUCUGCACGACUCCGAAACGGAGGAACCUGCCAACUCCAUGACGCGAAACCUUACAGGGGAUGCUGUUGGUUUGUUGAUCGAAUCGUUCGAAAUGUUUGGACCUCAUUUCGAGGUGUUUAUCUCUGCGUACUCCAGGGUGGGUGUAUCAUCGGAAAGUACCAUCAAGACGCUUCAAAUCGGACGAAUCAGUUCCGCAGAGUCGUGGAUACGGACCAAGCUCGUGUUUAUCAUACUAACGCCGGUGCUGAUGAUAGGACUGUUGAAAAUUUCCAUCUCACUCAUCUGUCGCCGCCGGGCCAAGCUGAAGCGGUACGAGGAACGGUGCGAGUACUUUAAGGAACUAGAGCAAAAGGCACCGGUCGAUCCGAGCACAGAGUUUGAACCGACGUCAAAGCAAAUGCAGGACCUGCUCGCAUCCAGCCACCCGUUCUCGGCCGAUCUGAUUGCGCCCAUUAACGACGAGCUGGAGAUCGAGAUGGAGCACAUCAAGCUGCACGAUAUGUUGGGCGAGGGAGCGUUUGGUUUGGUUCGCCGUGGGGUACUGCAGCGGGAUGAUGGUGCCGAUGGGACGCCCAAACCGGUGGCGGUCAAAAUGCUGAAAGAGUGUCCUCGCGUGGAAGACAUUAUCGAGUUUCGGCGUGAGAUGGAGGUAAUGAAGUCGGUCGGCACCCAUCCCCACAUAGUCAGCAUCGUUGGCCACUGUACGAAGAACGUGCGCAAAAUGAUGCUGCUCACCGAGUACUGUGGUCGCGGUAACUUGCUAAACUAUUUGCGCCUCCAGUGGCAACGACUGCUGAGGCAAACGCGUAGCACCACAACACUGUCGCUCGGCUCGGAAGCGACACCAUCGAUGGUGCCCGAUUCGUUGGAUGCGGCACUGCCCGGUACGGCAGCCGAGCACGACUGCUUGACACCCUCGCUGGCCAACAACAAGCUGCCCGAGAACGUGUUCAACUUUGACACGUCGUUCGUGAACGAUAAGAAAUCCCUAACGUACAAAAACCUCUCCGACCAUCGGCAGACACUGUUGGGUGGGUUUAGCACCGGCAGUGACGGUGCCCGGAGAUCACCCCAAAUCAUCGAAAAUAAACUAUAUCCACUGUUUAACGAAGACAGUGGCGGUGACGAAACAUCGAAGCUAACGCCCAACUCGUUCUGUACCAGCUCGUGCAAGAACGCGGUAGAAAUCAUCAGCGACGGACAGCGCCGGAGCUCGACGGGACCACCAACGGACUGUGAGGAGGGUCUGAAGGGUAGUGUGCGAAUAAAACCGUGCAGCUGCCACGGUUCUACGCUCGAUUCCGCCCUUACGCACAAUACGGUCGAGAAUCGAUGCUAUCAAAGUUGCACACCGUCCGAGGAUGGUUUAAAGGAGGACGACCCAAUACCGGACAGUGGCCAGCUGCUAGAAUUUUCCCGCCAGAUCGCACUCGGAAUGGAAUUUCUCGCCCGCAACAAGGUGGUGCACCGGGAUUUGGCCGCCCGGAACGUGCUGGUGUGUGAUAAUAAUACGGUGAAAAUAGCGGAUUUUGGACUAAGCCGUGACAUCUACCAGGAAAAUCUGUACCGGAAAACGAGCAACGGCAAGCUACCGAUCAAGUGGCUUGCGCUCGAAUCGAUGACCCAUCAGGUCUACACCUCCCAGAGCGACGUGUGGUCGUUCGGAAUUUUGCUCUACGAAAUAUGCACGCUCGGCGGCAGUCCGUACCCUUCCAUUUCCACCAACAAGCUGCUCCGAUACCUGGAAAGUGGAUACCGGAUGGAGCGACCGAAGAGCUGCAGUGAGCUGCUGUACGAUUUGAUGUAUUCCUGCUGGAAUCUGCAUCCCGGCGAGCGGCCAACGUUUAGCAAAAUUGUGCGGACGGUCGAAUCGUUGCAGGAAAAGGAUGCGGCCAACGAGCCGGUUAUUAUCGAUCUGAACGCGAUUGUCGAUAGCCAUUGUACAAAAAGUGCUACGGAAGAAAAUUCAUACUUAAAACCGGUUGAGUAUUAGAGAGACCUGAAAUGGGGGGCGCCAUCCUCGGAUGAUGAUAUCGUUUGCGUCACUGUCGCCCUAAAAUAAUGUAAAAAUUGCAACGAAACGGUACCGGUGCCACGUGCUAAACCCGGAUGCGGACGUGAUGAGGGUGGGAUUGGUUUUUUUUCUUCUAUCCGCACGUCCAACCAGCAACAAAACCAACAAGCAGACGAAGUGGGUUUUAAGCAAGAUUGUAUAGGAUUAUUGUUCAUUUUGUUUUUGGAUGAAAUAUAUUUUUAAAACAAA